Molecule: messenger RNA, 180 nt
Organism: Paramecium sonneborni
Lineage: Eukaryota; Ciliophora; Oligohymenophorea; Peniculida; Parameciidae
Source: the annotation of a GenBank genome assembly
AUGAGAAGACUUAGAGAAAGUUUUAGAAAAGAAAUCAGUAUUUUUAAAAACUUAUCUGAUGGGUUGUUUUCAUUUUGUAUUAAAAAAUCAAACUUGAAGAAAAAAAGAAAGAGAUAAAAAAUAUAGAAUUAAGACCUAAUUUUAUAAGAAAUCAAUCUGAACGAAAUUUAUUUUAAAUGA